AUGGCACCCCCCGCCGCCUCCGCCGAGCUCGACCCGAGCAACGGCUCUAAGAAUACCCUCAAGCUUGAAAAUACCGAGAAGCGUGACACCCUGAUCGCAAUUGAGAAGAAAUACCAAGCACAAUGGAAGGAGAACAAGGUUUUCGAGGUCGAUGCCCCGUCCUUCGAGGAAAUCCCCGAGGGUUCCAUGACCGCCGACCAGAUGCGCGAGAAGCACCCCAAGUUCUUCGGUACUAUGGCUUACCCCUACAUGAACGGCACCCUGCACGCCGGUCACAGUUUCACUGCCUCCAAGGUUGAGUUCAUGGCUGGUUUUGCCCGCAUGCAGGGCAAGCGUGCUCUGUUCCCGCUUGGUUUCCACUGCACUGGUAUGCCCAUCAAGGCCUGUGCUGAUAAGCUUCGCGAUGAGGUGAAGAUGUUCGGCCAGAACUUUGAGGGAUACCAAGAGGAGGAAGCCUCUGCCCCUGCCGCUCCCACCCAGGAGUCCAAGCCCGAGGUUAAGGAACAGGCCGAGAAGUUCUCUGGCAAGAAGAGCAAGGCCGCGGCCAAGACCGUGAAGAUGAAGUACCAGUUCCAGAUCAUGUUGGCCAUUGGUGUCCCUCUGGAGGAUAUUCACAAGUUCGCUGAUGCCAACUACUGGCUGGACCACUUCCCCCCUCUCGCUGUGCGUGACCUCAACAGCAUGGGUGCCCGCAUCGAUUGGCGCAGAGAGUUCGUCACCACCGACGCCAACCCUUACUACGAUGCCUUCAUCCGCUGGCAGAUGAACCGCCUCCACGAGCUGGGCAAGAUCAUGUACGGUAGCCGUUACACCGUUUACUCGCCCAAGGAUGGACAGCCCUGCAUGGACCACGACCGUACCGAAGGUGAGGGUGUCGGUCCCCAGGAAUACACUGCCAUCAAGCUCCAGGUUAAGGAGUGGUCUCCUAAGCUCGCUGAGCUUGUCAAGGGUAAGAUUGAGGAGGACGCCAAGGUUUACUUCGUUCCUGCUACUCUGCGUCCCGAGACCAUGUAUGGUCAGACCAACUGCUUCGUUGGUCCCAAGAUCAACUACGGUCUUUUCAAGUUGAAGGAGAAGGAGUACAUUGUUGUCACCAAGCGUGCUGCCUGGAACAUGGCUUUCCAGGGUCACUUCUUCAGCAACGACAACUUCCCCAAGUCCCAGGACCAGCUGCCGCUUGUCGUCGAGGCUCCUGGUUCUGACUUUGUCGGCACUUUGGUUAACGCCCCUCUGUCCAUCCACUCUGAAGGUGUUUACAUUCUGCCUAUGGAUGGCGUUUCAGCCUCCAAGGGUACCGGUGUUGUCACUUCCGUCCCCUCAGACAGCCCCGAUGACUACGCCACUCUGAUGGAUCUCAUCAAGAAGGCCGAUUUCUACGGUAUCAAGAAGGAGUGGGCCGAGAAGGAGAUCUACCCUGUCAUCGAGACCCCUACCUACGGUAACCUGACUGCCCCCGCCCUGGUCAAGCAGCUGAAGAUCAACUCCCCCAAGGAUGUUACCCAGCUCGCUCAGGCUAAGGAGCUGGCCUACAUGGAGGGAUUCUACAAGGGAACCAUGAUCGUUGGUGAAUACAAGGGCGAGGCUGUCAGCAGCGUCAAGGACAAGAUCCGCAAGUCUCUCAUUGACAGUGGUGACGCCUUCCCCUUUGCCGACCCCAUGGGCAAGGUUGUCAGCCGUAGUGGUGAUGACUGCGUUGUUGCCUACCUCGGACAAUGGUUCUUGAACUACGGUGAGAACGACGCCCAGUGGCAGCAGACCACUCUCAACCACGUUGUCAACACUCUCAACACAUACGCUCCUGAGACCAAGAACGGAUUUGAGAAGAACCUGUCUUGGCUCAACCGCUGGGCUUGUGCCAGAACCUACGGUCUUGGAUCCAAGCUUCCCUGGGACCAGCAGUUCUUGGUUGAGUCUCUGAGUGACAGCACCAUCUACAUGGCUUACUACACUAUUUCUCACCUGCUGCACGGUGAUCGUUACGGUAAGACCGUUGGUCUGCUGAACGUGAAGCCCGAGCAGAUGAUCGAUGAAGUCUGGGACUACAUCUUUACCCGCCGCGAAAUCAGCGAUGACCUGAUUUCUAAGAGCGGAAUCAGCAAGGAGGCUCUGCAGAAGAUGCGCCGUGAGUUUGAGUACUGGUACCCUCUCGACGUCCGUGUCUCCGGCAAGGAUCUUAUCCAGAACCACUUGACCUUCUUCCUGUACAUUCACAUCGCUCUCUUCCCCGAGGAGUACUGGCCCCGCGGUGUUCGUGCCAACGGUCACCUGAUGCUGAACGGUGAAAAGAUGAGCAAGAGUACUGGUAACUUCCUCACCCUUAAGGAUGCCGUUGAUAAGUUCGGUGCCGAUGCUACUCGUAUUGCUUUCGCAGAUGCCGGUGACAGCAUCGAGGAUGCCAACUUCGAGGAGGCUGUUGCCAACAGCAACAUCCUGCGUCUUCACACCCUCAAGGACUGGAUUGAGGAGAUUGUCAAGGAUGAGACCCUCCGUACUGGCCCGUCCGAUUCAUUCCCCGACCAGCUGUUCGAGAACGAGAUCAACGCUCUUGUCCGUGAGACCCAGAAGCACUACCAGGAUACUAACUUUAAGCUUGCCCUGAAGGCCGGUCUUUUCGACUUCACUAGCGCUCGUGAUGCUUACCGUGAGGCCGCUGCUGCCUCCGGCGUUGGCAUGCACCGCGAUGUUCUUUUGCGCUACAUCGAGCUCCAGGCUCUCAUGCUUGCCCCCGUCGCUCCUCACUGGGCUGAGUACGUCUGGCUUGAGGUCUUGAAGAAGACCGAGUCCAUCCACUACGCCAAGUUCCCUACCGUGCCCGAGCCUUCUGCCGGCCUCUCCGCCGCCCAGGCUUACGUGCGUAACACCUCCUCUUCCAUUCUCUCCGCCGAGGCCAGCUACGGCAAGCGUCUUUCCAAGGGCAAGAACAUUGCCUUCGACCCCCGCAAGCCCAAGAAGGUUACCAUUUACGCCGCCAAGAAGUUCCCUGUCUGGCAAGAGAAGUACAUCGACCUUGUCCGCGAUGCCUUUGAUUCUCUCACCGUCUCCAUCAACGACAAGGAGCUUAACGGCAAGAUCGGCAAGCUUGGUGAGAUGAAGAAGGCUAUGCCCUUCGUUCAGGGUCUUAAGCGUCGCCUGAUCCAGUCCCGCGAGACUCCUGAGACCGUCUUCGACCGCAAGCUUCCCUUCGACGAGUUCGCUGUUCUGGCCCAGCUUGUUGGUGGCCUGAAGCGCUCCGCUGGCUACAAGGAGAUUGAGAUCAUUGCCGUUGAGGAAGGUGGCAAGACCGGUGAGGUCGUUGGUACUGGCGAGAAGAGGGAUGGUCUUUCUGCCGAGAACUCUGUUCCCGGACAGCCUACCUUCUCUUUCUCCAACAUUGAGUAG
Messenger RNA from Penicillium verhagenii, 3378 nucleotides. Its product is annotated as leucine--tRNA ligase CDC60. Gene Ontology annotation, molecular function: ATP binding; leucine-tRNA ligase activity; aminoacyl-tRNA deacylase activity. The transcript is spliced from 4 exons. NCBI's taxonomy places the organism in Eukaryota, Fungi, Ascomycota, Eurotiomycetes, Eurotiales, Aspergillaceae. Gene Ontology annotation, biological process: leucyl-tRNA aminoacylation. The record is from RefSeq and is a predicted model, not a curated record. The coding region runs from base 1 to 3378 and encodes 1125 amino acids.